Messenger RNA from Malassezia pachydermatis, 654 nucleotides. RefSeq lists its product as hypothetical. NCBI's taxonomy places the organism in Eukaryota, Fungi, Basidiomycota, Malasseziomycetes, Malasseziales, Malasseziaceae. The transcript is spliced from 2 exons. The coding region runs from base 1 to 654 and encodes 217 amino acids. The record is from RefSeq and is a predicted model, not a curated record.
AUGAUUGGUAUUGUGCAUGUGUUGCUUUCCCCUUACACAACGGUGGAAUAUAUGCCUGCCCCACCAGGCGUGAAAGGCAACGCGGAAGGCAAGACACCGCAACUUGUCACCACCCUACGGCUACAAUAUUUGUGUCUGUCGACGUUGGGUCAGCGUUUGCUUGUGCCCUACGAUGUCAUGCUUUCUCAUUUGGAGAUACGCGAAAUUCCGCACUCGCUGGUGGAAGAGAUUAUUGCGUACGGCGUCAAGCGCGAGCGCGAGCGAGUCUCUGACACAAGCGAGCAUGGCCAGCAGGAGCCUGAAGUAAAGCGCCGCAAAAUGGAGGAGCCACCGGUUUCCAAUCCUACCUUCACCGAGCCUGAGAAGGCUAGCCUAUCUGCGCGGUCCCCACGUUCAAUCACCAGUCAUGAAUCCUCACACGACUCUAAUGCACCGAGGUUUAUGCUGCCACGCCCAAGGAUGACAGCCUUCCGUUUUAUCGAUGAAUAUGGUUUCCCUUCCCGCAUGGGACACCUCACUACUAGAUUCGCUGACUCGAUGGAUACUAAAAAGGAUACGAACACAUACCAUAUGAGCGAUAAGGACGGCACUUCUGCGAAUGUGUCGAAUCCUUUCCCUUUGGAGCAGACCGAUACCGUGAAUGAGGAGUGGUAG